AUGUCAGAGCAUUUCAGGUGGCAGAGGGCGCUGGUGGGCGGUGACCAACUAACCAGCAAGUUGGUUGCAAGGUUCUACGAGCUGCACUACGUGAAGGCGACGCGAGACCGCGUUGAAGGCACCUACACCGGCCUCAAGUCGCGUAAGUUCACCGUUCACGCAAUCUACAAUCGGCCAGCCCUGCGCCGACGUGUCAACCGAUCCGCCAGCGUUGGCAUUUCGUUGACGUCGGCUUGGCCUUCCUUUGCUUUCAGACAAUAUUCUCUAACAAAACGUCUUGCAGAACAGGCCUGGCCGUCCAGGAGACUCGUUUGUCCUGUCAUCAAACCGCCCCCAGACCUCCUAUUCUGCGUGGUGGCAACAUGCCAGAAGUGUACACCGCCCGACCACGAUUCUGGUUGA
Protopolystoma xenopodis is the source of this 402-nucleotide messenger RNA. The record is from the annotation of a GenBank genome assembly. Lineage: Eukaryota; Metazoa; Platyhelminthes; Monogenea; Polystomatidea; Polystomatidae.